GGAUCGGGCAAGAAGAGCAGCGAAAGAAAGUCGGCCGAGUCGUAACGCGGGCGGAAGGAAGGAAGCGGAGGAUGCGCCACUGCAGCUGUGUGGUUGCGAGUGAGUCACUGCAAAGCAGGUCAGACUCGCUGACACGCACGGACGGCUUCCUGUCUCGGGCGGGGGCCUUCAUCUCCCUGUGCAACCAUCAAAGGCCAGAUGAGGGCCUACUUCGCAGCGGAAGGAGAGAGGUUCCCAUGUCCUGGCUCUGCCCCUUCACUUUGCCUUUGCCCUGGCUCUUUGUGGCGAAUGUCGGGCAGGAGCCUGGCCGGGGGGUGGGGGGGUGACUGGCUAACUAGCGCGUGUCUGCGGGGAAGUCACCAUCCUUUCAUCCCAAAACGGAACCUGACCAGAUCAAAGAAUCGAAAGUGGGUCGGGCGUCACGCUUUGACGCGCCCCGUCACACUUUGACACGCCGGCCGGUGCGGUUUUAGCGAGGAAGAUCAAAGAUGACACGGGCGCUGGCAGAUGAGGAUAAAGGCCCCCGAGGAAUGGCGCAGACUUGUCAUUGGUGCACCUCCGGCGGCCGUCGUGUGACAAGGGAGCGUUCCGCUGAGUGACGACAAUGUUUCCCACGCUAAACGGUGCCCUCCUGACGGUGGCGAUGGCAAUGUCGACGGCGUUGAUGUGGGAGGGCACGGCGGUGGCCGCGGUGGGAGCAGACCGCCGGUCCGAAGACAGGAGCCACGAGGCGCCGACCGAAACGGUGACCCUCGAGUUCAACCCAGACGUCUUGCUCUCUGCCAAAACGUUGCGAGCGCUGCACAACCGCUCCAUCUCACCCUGGACGUAUAACGUGUCGCAGGACGCGGCGCUCUUCCCUCCCGUGUCUGAGGCCCGCUGCGUGUUGCGCGGCUGCCUGGACUCGAGCGGCGUGGAGGACCUGAGGCUGGAGUCGCGGCCCAUCCUGCAUCAGGUUCUGCUGCUGCGCCGCGUCAAGUCGUCGGGCGCCCCCCCGCAUCAGAUGCGCCGCUACCGCUUGGAACGUCGCCUCGUCGCCGUCGGCUGCACGUGUGUCAGAGAUCAGCAGCGGCCACGCCUCUGACGUCGCCUUGAUUGGGAACAAAUCUCACCAAUAAAUGUGACAAACUCAC
Messenger RNA from Syngnathus acus (greater pipefish), 1133 nucleotides. Its product is annotated as interleukin-17F-like. The transcript is spliced from 3 exons. The record is from RefSeq and is a predicted model, not a curated record. Gene Ontology annotation, cellular component: extracellular region. The coding region runs from base 605 to 1084 and encodes 159 amino acids. Lineage: Eukaryota; Metazoa; Chordata; Actinopteri; Syngnathiformes; Syngnathidae. Gene Ontology annotation, biological process: inflammatory response. Gene Ontology annotation, molecular function: cytokine activity.